Esox lucius (northern pike) is the source of this 2680-nucleotide messenger RNA. RefSeq names its product asparaginyl-tRNA synthetase 1 (gene nars1). Gene Ontology annotation, cellular component: cytoplasm. Gene Ontology annotation, biological process: asparaginyl-tRNA aminoacylation. The record is from RefSeq and is a predicted model, not a curated record. The transcript has 15 exons. Lineage: Eukaryota; Metazoa; Chordata; Actinopteri; Esociformes; Esocidae. Gene Ontology annotation, molecular function: asparagine-tRNA ligase activity; ATP binding; nucleic acid binding. The coding region runs from base 140 to 1819 and encodes 559 amino acids.
GAAGUUGUAUGCACAGAAAUUCAUUCGCAUGAGCACUGAACUCGAUGACAGACGCAAGGGCUGAAUAAUUGUUGUUAUUAUUAGCUAUCUACCAAGUAAUACAUAAAAAAAAAAAGAUUGGCUCACAUUCUACGUAGAUAUGGCGGAUGAGGUAACGAAAACUGCAGGUAAACUCUCAGUCGGUGAGCUGUAUGUGUCCGAGAGAGAGGGGAAUGACCAAGAUGGUGAUGGAACAGAGCAGAAGCCCUUCAAGACCUCACUGAGGGCUUUGAUAUUUGCUGGAAAGGAGCCCUUCCCAACCAUUUAUGUGGACUCUCAGAAGGAAGGAGAGCGUUGGGCAGUGAUCUCCAAGACCCAAAUGAAAAAUGUGAAGAAGUUAUUUCAUAGAGAGCAGAUGAAGAGUGACACUAAAGACAAGAAGGAGGCAGAGGACUCUGAGAGGAGAGAGAAGAAUCUGGAAGAAGCUAAAAAAAUCAUAAUUGAGAAUGACCCCAGUCUACCCGAGCCUAAAACUGUUAAAAUCUUUGAACUGCAGCCACUCAGGGAGCAGAGAGUGAAGGUGUUUGGUUGGGUGCACAGAUUGAGAAAACAGGGAAAGAAUCUGCUGUUCAUUGUUCUGAGGGACGGAACUGGAUUCCUGCAGUGUGUUCUCAACGAUAAACUGUGCCAGUGCUACAAUGCCCUGGUUCUGUCAACAGAGAGCACCGUGGCUCUUUAUGGGUUGGUCAAGGAAGUUCCUCAAGGAAAGCAGGCCCCUGGGGGUCAUGAGCUGCACUGUGACUUCUGGGAGCUGGUUGGGUUGGCCCCAGCUGGAGGUGCUGACAACCUCCUGAACGAGGAGUCCGACGUGGACGUCCAGCUCAACAACAGACACAUGAUGAUCCGAGGGGAGAACGUGUCCAAGAUCCUGCGCGUCCGCUCCACAGUCACCCAGUGCUUCAGGGACCACUUCUUCAGCCAAGGCUACUGUGAGAUCACCCCGCCCACUCUAGUUCAGACCCAGGUGGAGGGAGGCUCCACCCUGUUCAACCUUAACUACUUUGGGGAGGAGGCCUACCUGACCCAGUCUUCCCAGCUCUACCUGGAGACCUGCAUCCCGUCCCUGGGGAACACCUUCUGUAUUGCCCAGUCCUACCGCGCCGAGCAGUCCCGCACGCGCCGGCACCUGGCCGAGUACACCCACAUAGAAGCAGAGUGCCCCUUCAUGACCUUUGAUGACCUCUUGACCCGGUUGGAGAAUCUGGUGUGUGAUGUGGUGGACAGGGUCCUGAAGUCUCCUGCUGCCCCACUCCUCUAUGAUGUCAACCCCGACUUUAAGCCCCCUAAGAGACCCUUUUUGAGGAUGAACUACUCUGACGCCAUCAUCUGGCUGAAGGAGCACGACAUCAAAAAGGACGACGGGACUUACUACGAGUUUGGAGAGGACAUCCCCGAAGCACCAGAGAGGCUGAUGACAGACACCAUCGGGGAGACCAUCCUGCUGUGCCGCUUCCCCGCUGAGAUCAAGUCCUUCUACAUGCAGCGCUGUGCAGAGGACCAGCGCCUCACUGAGUCUGUGGACGUGUUGAUGCCCAACGUUGGAGAGAUCGUUGGAGGGUCAAUGAGGAUCUGGGAUGCUGACGAACUGCUGGAGGGAUACAAAAGAGAAGGGAUUGACUCCGCCCCCUACUACUGGUACACUGACCAGAGGAAGUACGGGACCUGCCCACAUGGCGGUUACGGACUGGGCCUGGAGCGGUUCCUGACCUGGCUGCUGAACAGACAUCACAUCAGAGACGUUUGUCUCUACCCCCGCUUCAUCCAGCGCUGCCGACCCUAAACCACCCACUGCCCUCAACCCACUGCCCUCAUCCAGCGCUGCCGACCCUAAACCACCCACUGCCCUCAACCCACUGCCCUCAUCCAGCGCUGCCGACCCUAAACCACCCACUGCCCUCAACCCACUGCCCUCAUCCAGCGCUGCCGACCCUAAACCACCCACUGCCCUCAACCCACUGCCCUCAUCCAGCGCUGCCGACCCUAAACCACCCACUGCCCUAAACCCACUGCCCUCAUCCAGCGCUGCCGACCCUAAACCACCCACUGCCCUCAACCCACUGCCCUCAACCCACUGCCCUCAACCCACUGCCCUCAACCCACUGCCCUCAACCCACUGCCCUCAACCCACUGCCCUCAUCCAGCGCUGCCAACCCUAAACCACCCACUGCCCUCAACCCACUGCCCUCAACCCACUGCCCUCAUCCAGCGCUGCCGACCCUAAACCACCCGCCUACUGAACCAGACCAGGUUUUGUACCAAAUGGCACCCUAAACCCUACAUCUGGGGUUUUGCCCCCAUGUCCCCUGGGACUCUAGGAACAGGGUUUCCUGCCCUGUAGAUAAUAUAAAGGGAAUACGGUGCUAUUUGGGACAAAGUCUAUCUCCAGACUGCAGUUCAAGAGACAAGAAUACUUCAUUUUCUUCUGGAACCAAUGUCUAGUGACCACUGAUUUUAUGUAAACCCUGGUUAAAGUCCUUUAUCAAGGGUUUACACACCAGAUGUAGUUAUGUACCUAAUUUGUGACUCAAAGGCCUCUGAUGUCAGCAAAUGUUAAGAAUGAAAUGUGCGAAAAGUUUUCAAACGAUGCAAUUCAUGCUCUCCAGCAAAUACAUCUGCCAAUAAAUGUAUGCUGUACAUGCUA